AUGACCUAUCACCUAAAACAGCAGAGGGAUACGUCAAAACCACAGCGCUUCAUUCAGCUUCAGAGGGAGGAAGCUCAGUCGUGAAAGGAGUCGCUGCCGAGAGGACAGGCUCUAUUCCCUCAGUCAACACUCAGUCGGUCAUUACGAAAGUUUUUUUACUUUUAAGCAAACGGACGCACACACGGCUCGCGUUUGUGAAGGACGGCAUGGACGGGCUCCUCGUAUCGUAUGCAAAUACCGCUGCUGACGUCGCUGGUCAUGUGGCUUUUGGCGUAGAUCCCCCUGCGCUCGCGGAUUUUUUUUCGGCCGUUGUCUUUAGGGUUCGGUUCGAAUCUUACGGUUACCGAACCGAGCCGCUCCUCCUCCGCUCGGAAAAAGGGGGCACUUUCAGGACAAGGCUGCUCGCACCGUCGCCCCACACUCCACCAUACGUGGUCGGACAGGUGCAGAACAGGACGUUCUCUCGAAGGAAAAGUGGUGGAGAAGCAAAAGCUUCUACACCAUUACCUUAACCCACACCCUGUUCUCAGGGGAGACCAUCUCUGACUGAUCGUGUGGCCUGGGAUGCAGUCUCAUGAAGUCGCCCACUGCAGCUGACAUUAAAAGUCAGCAGAAAUAUUCACCUUUAUUCUUCAGACAAAGGUCCACCCAUCAUUCAUCAACAGUCCUCCAUCAAGGUUGCACUGUCACAGUCCCAGACUGUCAUGGCUAGUCGAAGAAAGUCCACAACUCCUUGCAUGAUCCGGCCAAGUGACUUGGUGGAACAGGAUGACAUGGAUGACUGUACAGAUAGCCCAGUGGAGAACGGAUCCUCAUGUGUGCCUGCCAGUGAGAACUGGACUGACAAAAAGAAUCACGUAAGCACUACACAGGAGAUAACUGAGCCGGCGAAACCUGAGGCACAAAUUCGGCCUCAGAAAAAAGUGCAGGGGGGCUAUGAAUGCAAAUACUGUACCUUCUCCACACAGAACCUUAAUGAGUUCAAAGAUCAUGUGGAUUCCACCCAUCCUAAUGUCAUUCUUAAUCCUCUGUAUCUGUGUGCCGUCUGCAACUUUAACACAAAAAAGUUUGACACAUUAACUGAACACAACGAGAAAUGCCAUCCUGGAGAGAGUAAUUUCAAGUUCAAGAGGAUCAAACUCAACAGUCAGACCAUUCUGGAGCAGACCAUUGAAGGUUCAAACUGUGCAGUUAUUUAUGAUGCUACCAGUCCUCAGUCUGGAGAGGAGCUGUCCACUUUUCCUCUUAGCAAAUCUAUGUCAGUGAAGAUAGGUAGACCGAAAAUUGAUGGCAAGCGGUCAUCGUUAGACAGUCAGAUGGAUAAACUUACCCCAGAGUUACCCAAAAAACAGAUCACUGCAGUGAACGUAAAUGGAACGGUCAUAAUCCCAGAUGCGACACUUAAAGAUGGACUCUCUCACAUAAUGCCAUGCCUGCAGCGACCCCCAAACUACAACUUAGUACCAAAAAUAGCUGUCCCUCUGAACACCUCAAAAUACAAUGCAUCUCUGGAUGGCAACCUCACUCUCAUCACGUCCUUCAAUAAGUUCCCUUACCCAACCCAAGCUGAACUCUCAUGGCUCACUGCAGCUUCCAAACACCCAGAAGAACAAAUCAAAGUCUGGUUCACGACCCAAAGGUUAAAACAAGGCAUCAGCUGGUCUCCCGAGGAGGUUGAAGAGGCACGUAAGAAAAUGUUCAACGGAACAAUUCAGCCUGUUCACCAAGCAUUCACAGUCUUGCCUGCUCAAUUAACCCAAUCCACGAAAGCCUCACAAUCCCUUAUUCAAACCGUUCCUUGCCAUGUUCUUGGACAGUCCGGCUUGGUGUUGACACCAGUUGCCAAUGGGUCAAGUGCAAAUUGUGCUCCCCUUGCAUUAACGGUUGCAAACCAAACAGCACAGGCUGUUAAGAGACCCCUCACAGCCCCAGUGGUUGCACCCGAGGUGAAGAGGCCUUCAAUAAUCCAAACAGUUCAAACUACUUCCAAGUCUGCCUCUCCUACACCCAGUUUUUCUUCAGAUUGCAAAAAAACUCCAGAGCAGAUUAGAGAGCUUACAGCCAGUUAUACCCAGUGCCAGUUUCCUGAUGAUGAAGAAGUGUACCGUCUUAUUGAAAUGACUGGCCUUUCCUGGGGAGAGAUCAAAAAGUGGUUCAGUGACCAGCGUCAUGGAAAGGGAGGGCAGCCAGUAAAGAAUGACUUUACAUCAAAAGAAAACCUGCCUCAGAAACCUGUUGCCACACAGUUUCCACUUCUGGAAAGAGUGAAGGGCAAAUCCUCUGAGCAACUGAAAAUGUUAGAGGAGUGUUUCCAGAGGAGCAGCCUGCCAACACAAGCUGAGAUUGAAAACCUUGUGGCUGACACCAGACUGUCGAAAACAGAGAUUGAUGGGUGGUUCACGGAGCGCCGUGCUCUACGGGAUAACCUUGAACAGGCCCUGUUCAACUCCAUGGGUUCCAAAAGACUGGACAGAGGAACUCUGAAUGGAGUUCAUGAGCAGGAGGCUCGAGCCAGGUCCUCUCCCCUUCCCCUUCUAUCCACAUCUGUGUGCCCUGAAAUCAACACCAAGUCCCUUGGCCUUCUUAAAGACGUUUUCUCUCAGACGCAGUGGCCGUCGCCAGAGGAAUAUAACCAGCUGGAACUCCAAACGGGACUAGCUCGCACAGAGAUUGUACGCUGGUUCAAGGACAACCGAUCUGCCCUAAAGAAUGGAACCUUGGAAUGGAUGGAGCAGUUUCAAAAUCUGAGCAACAAAAAGCACAAUGGCCAGAACAGCUCAUCAAUAACGGAGCCAGCCCAGAGUGUCUUGCAGCGACAUUUCCAGGAUGCAAAUAUACUAAAAGGAGAGGAUGUGGAGAAACUAGCAGAGCGUUCAAAACUCACCAACCAGGACAUAGUGAAUUGGUUUACCAGCAAACUGGGUCACAACAUGCCAGACAUCAGCAAAAGCAAGGACCAACAUGGGCCAGCAAGUGUGGACAAUGGAAGAUGGGUUAAGGUUUCCAUGGUCACUGACAAUGAAAGGAAAGAUUCUGAGGCACAGAGAGUGGCUCCAGACCUUGAAGCGCUGACAGCAGAACACAUAGUGACCGGAUGAACCAAGAAAGGACAAAAGAGGCUGCUAUGAUAAACCCUAAAGGGGGAACAGAAAUAAUCACAUUGACAUAUUUGGAACCAAUGAUCUUAUACCUGGACUCUGACAUCAUCAGAGAAAAGGAGGACUGAGUGUAUGUGAAGCACUGGCCAGGGACUGACCAUGGAGUGCCAAAGUCAGACUGCUAUGUUGCUAUUACUACUUGGGUGUUUUUUUUGUUGUAUUAUUAUUAUUAUUAUUAUUAUAAUUAUUAUUUUUUUUUCUUUUUUUAGAAAAAGGGCCCUUGUAAAUAAUUUUCCACAGAUUUGUAAAAUUUUCUGAGGAUGAGAGUUUUGUUACAUUUAUAAUACAGUAGGUGUCCCCAAGCCAUUUUGCUUAACCCUUACAAUGGAGUAUUUAGAUCUUUUGUCAAGGGGCGAUAAAGCGAUUCACCUGCUGAUAAAUGUGGUCAUUUAAGGCACUUAACAUUUCAAGUGGACUAAGACAAGCGGUGCUCUUUUGAAAUCCAUCUCAUUCCUGAAACGAGGUGAAAUUAUGGACUUUUCUUUGGACCAUAGAAACAUUGCCUGCAGUCUCAUACUGUACUUUACCGCCAAGGGGCCAAAGCCACAUGGUGGACAUAAUCAUAAACUGAAUUCAGUGCAGUGAUGCACAAAACAUGUUUGCAAUAUUACUAUCAAGGCAGAAUCGUGUUGGCUGGCUUUUUCUGGUAUUCAAGGCGUAGUUCCGUUUCAAUGUCUCGGCUGUGGCCUGCUUUCUGACAGCUCAGUGUAUUCUUUUCCCCUCUUGCCACUGCUCUAGCGUCAUGUUCAGACAUGUAUCAGGAAUACUGUAUUGCUAUCGAGAAUCUGCUUGCUCUUUCUUAAAGAAAAAACGUCUGCUGUAACUCAAUAAAACACAACCGUUUGAAAAGGCCAUUCAUAACCUGUGGCCAUUUCUUCAAACACCAUGUUCCUGGAAA
Pygocentrus nattereri (red-bellied piranha) is the source of this 4056-nucleotide messenger RNA. It is a transcript of the gene zhx2a, whose product is annotated as zinc fingers and homeoboxes 2a. Gene Ontology annotation, molecular function: DNA-binding transcription factor activity, RNA polymerase II-specific; DNA binding. Gene Ontology annotation, cellular component: nucleus. NCBI's taxonomy places the organism in Eukaryota, Metazoa, Chordata, Actinopteri, Characiformes, Serrasalmidae. Gene Ontology annotation, biological process: regulation of transcription by RNA polymerase II. Bases 705 to 3098 code for a protein of 797 amino acids. The transcript has 4 exons. The record is from RefSeq and is a predicted model, not a curated record.